GGGCGGCGGGACUCGGCGUGGGUCCAGCAUGGACGUGGUGGACCCCCAGCAGCUCGGCAUGUUCACGGAGGGCGAGCUCAUGUCCGUGGGCAUGGACACCUUCAUCCACCGCAUCGACUCCACCGAGGUCAUCUACCAGCCGCGCCGCAAGCGCGCCAAGCUCAUCGGCAAAUACCUGAUGGGGGACCUGCUGGGGGAGGGCUCGUACGGGAAGGUGAAGGAGGUGCUGGACUCGGAGACGCUGUGUCGGCGCGCCGUCAAGAUCCUCAAGAAGAAAAAGCUCCGGCGCAUCCCCAACGGGGAGGCCAACGUGAAGAAGGAGAUCCAGCUCCUGCGGCGGCUGCGACACCGGAAUGUCAUCCAGCUCGUGGAUGUGCUGUGCAAUGAAGAGAAGCAGAAGAUGUAUAUGGUGAUGGAGUACUGUGUGUGCGGCAUGCAGGAGAUGCUGGACAGCGUGCCCGAGAAGAGGUUCCCUGUGUGUCAGGCCCACGGGUACUUCUGCCAGCUCAUCGAUGGGCUGGAGUACCUACACAGCCAGGGCAUCGUUCACAAGGACAUUAAGCCCGGCAACCUGCUGCUCACCACCAGCGGGACGCUCAAGAUCUCCGACCUGGGCGUGGCUGAGGCCCUGCACCCCUUUGCUGAGGAUGACACUUGCCGGACCAGCCAAGGUUCCCCAGCCUUCCAGCCACCUGAGAUCGCCAAUGGCCUGGACACCUUCUCCGGCUUCAAGGUGGACAUCUGGUCAGCGGGCGUGACGCUUUACAACAUCACGACAGGCCUGUACCCUUUCGAAGGAGACAACAUCUACAAGCUGUUCGAGAACAUCGGGAAGGGGGACUACACCAUCCCAAGUGACUGUGGCUCACCGCUGUCGGACCUUCUGAGAGGGAUGUUGGAGUAUGAGCCGGCCCAGAGGCUGUCCAUCCAGCAGAUCCGGCAGCACAGCUGGUUCCAGAAGAAGCACCCACCGGCUGAGGCGCUGGUACCCAUCCCGCCCAGUCCGGACACCAAGGACCGGUGGCGCAGCAUGACAGUCGUGCCCUACCUCGAGGACCUGCACGGCUGCACCGCCGAUGCCGACGACGAGGGCCUCUUCGACAUCGAGGACGGCAUCAUCUACACUCAGGACUUCACAGUGCCCGGACAGGUCCUGGAGGAGGAGGCCACUCAGAACGGACAGAGCCGGGGCCUGCCCAAGGUCGUGUGCAUGAAUGGCACCGAGGCCACCCAGCCAGGCCCCAAAACGAAGGCAGAGCGCAGGGCCAGCGCCUCCUCCAACCCUGCCCGCCGCGCCUGCUCUGCCAGCAGCAAGAUCCGCCGGCUGUCAGCCUGCAAGCAGCAGUGAAGACUCAGCCUGCAG
Molecule: messenger RNA, 1363 nt
Organism: Chrysochloris asiatica (Cape golden mole)
Lineage: Eukaryota; Metazoa; Chordata; Mammalia; Afrosoricida; Chrysochloridae
Gene: STK11
Product: serine/threonine kinase 11
Exons: 9
Coding region: 29-1348 (439 amino acids)
Biological process (GO): regulation of cell growth; glucose homeostasis; intracellular signal transduction
Cellular component (GO): cytoplasm
Molecular function (GO): protein serine/threonine kinase activity; ATP binding; protein kinase activator activity
Source: RefSeq, a predicted model, not a curated record